Molecule: messenger RNA, 758 nt
Organism: Homo sapiens (human)
Lineage: Eukaryota; Metazoa; Chordata; Mammalia; Primates; Hominidae
Gene: NDUFAB1
Product: NADH:ubiquinone oxidoreductase subunit AB1
Exons: 6
Coding region: 27-590 (187 amino acids)
Biological process (GO): fatty acid biosynthetic process
Cellular component (GO): mitochondrial membrane; respiratory chain complex I; mitochondrial inner membrane
Source: RefSeq, a predicted model, not a curated record
GCAGUGCAUCCUGGGUUGGCGUAGCCAUGGCGUCUCGUGUCCUUUCAGCCUAUGUCAGCCGCCUGCCCGCGGCCUUUGCGCCGCUGCCCCGGGUCCGGAUGCUGGCCGUGGCCCGGCCUCUCAGCACCGCUCUCUGCUCCGCGGGGACCCAGACGAGGCUCGGGACUUUGCAGCCGGCCUUAGUGCUCGCGCAGGUGACUCGUGGUGACUUUGCUGCCGCUUGGCAAGGAGAUCCAGUUAGAAGGAGCAGCAAGACCUUCCAGGAGGCCAUGCUGGAAGGACAUGGGGUUCCUGGUAGAGUUACACAGUUGUGCCGCCAGUAUAGCGACAUGCCUCCUUUGACGUUAGAGGGCAUCCAGGACCGUGUUCUUUACGUAUUGAAACUCUAUGACAAGAUUGACCCAGAGAAGCUUUCAGUAAAUUCUCAUUUUAUGAAAGACCUGGGCUUAGACAGUUUGGACCAAGUGGAGAUUAUCAUGGCCAUGGAAGACGAAUUUGGGUUUGAAAUUCCUGAUAUAGAUGCUGAAAAGUUAAUGUGUCCACAAGAAAUUGUAGAUUACAUUGCAGAUAAGAAGGAUGUAUAUGAAUAAAGUAUCAGACCCUUUGGCUUUGCUGAGAGAGGACUCAGAUGAUAGUGACGAAUGUCUGGCAGUGAGGACACAUUUUGGCAUUCUUGCUGACUCUGACAGAGUGAUUCUGAUGGACUUGUAUUUAAAUUGUAUGUGUUUUACUCUUUGAAAAUAAAUCUAUAAAACCAA